Saprolegnia parasitica CBS 223.65 is the source of this 825-nucleotide messenger RNA. RefSeq lists its product as hypothetical. The transcript has 3 exons. The record is from RefSeq and is a predicted model, not a curated record. The coding region runs from base 1 to 825 and encodes 274 amino acids. NCBI's taxonomy places the organism in Eukaryota, Oomycota, Saprolegniomycetes, Saprolegniales, Saprolegniaceae. Gene Ontology annotation, molecular function: oxidoreductase activity.
AUGACCGUGUACCUCGUGACGGGCGGCAACCGGGGCAUCGGCUACGACACAGUGCGCCUGCUCUCAGAGCGCGACCCGGCUGGCACCGUGCUCCUCGGGUGCCGCUGCGCGGACGCUGGCGCCGACGCCAUCGCACGCAUGCAAGUCGAGAACCCGGCGUGCACCUACAGCAACAUCGCCACGGUCCUCAUUGACGUGACGAGCGCGGCGUCCAUCUUGGCAGCAGUCGCGCUCGUUGAAGCUCGGCACGGACACCUCGACGUCCUCAUCAACAAUGCUGGCAUCCUCGGCUGUCCAGAAGAGGGCGGCCCCGAGAUGUGCUUCCGCGUCAACGUCUUUGGCGUGUACAACACGACCGAAGCCUUCUCGUCCAUCAUGAUUCCAGGGCAGGCCAAGGUCAUUGUGCUCUCGACGGAAAUGGUCGCCUGGACUUGCUACGAAAUGCCGUCGGCGCUGCAAGCGCUCUUCCUCUCCGACCAAGACAUGACGAUCGAGCGCGUCAAGCAGCUCUGCGACGACUGGCUCCACGGUGACGGCGCCGCCUUCGCGUGGCCCGCGCCGUCGACGACGUAUGGCCCGUACGUCAUUGCGAACGCCCUCACGCUGGCCAUGAUGCGCACGUGGGCGCACGGGAAUCAGAAAGGCGUCCAUACCGUCCUCGUCUGCCCCGGCAAUUGCUCGACCGACAUGACGCACUACCACGGGUGUCGGACGUCGACGCAAGGCGCCGAGAGCGUCCUGUUUCCCGUAUUUCACGCCACCGAGAAUGGCGGCUUGUACUAUAACGGUGUGCCACUGUCCUUGUGCGCACCGCGCCCGCAGUAG